Molecule: messenger RNA, 1617 nt
Organism: Vitrella brassicaformis
Lineage: Eukaryota; Vitrellaceae
Source: the annotation of a GenBank genome assembly
GUCAUCCGAUCCGAUUGAUGCGCCUAAGCUGACGGCUUAUAUACCAACGAAUCGAUCCAUCCUUGCUGUAUCUGACGUGCUUUGCAAGACAACUCAUAAUCGAACAGAUCCAGAUGAGCUCAUGAGUUGCGAGGGUGCAGAAACAUGCUCAUAUGAAAAGGGUGUACUGCGGAGAACAGCGAGCUGAUGACAUGGCAUGCAUCACAUGUAUCGUCAUCUAUGAACACCACACGCCAUCAGUCAGUUGUCUGUCUCUAGACCUCACACACGUGCAAUCAGGGCAAGCUUGUCCUGCUGCCCAGACAUGCCUCAUCGCCUGCCACCGAACGAAUCAGCUCACGCACACCGGCUGUCUGUGCUCCCUCCCCUCGUCGCAUAUGAGCUGCUGGUCUGCCACUUUGCCUCCUUAGUUCCUUGUGCCGUGUAUGAGGAAGUGGAUCGCCCGCUCGGGUGGCAGUCAUACCACUCAUGGCAUUCAUUCAUCAGUAAAGGUCAUCCUUCCGAGUCCGCGAAUAGGAGCGCAUCUUCUUCCACUUAAGCCGAUUCUCCUCAUACCGUUGAAUCUGCCACACAACGAAAACCAGCCGGCCACACAGAUACCGCAGAUACGUGUCGCACAUCGUCAGCAGGUUUGUGUGCGUCCUCCCUUGUGACCGACCUCUUCUGGGUCUUUGACUUCGUGUAUCCAGUCCUUGACGAAGGGCUUGAAGUUGCGCUCCUUCAUGCUCUGACACACACCAGAAAGAAGCACUCAUCUUUCUUGGCCGGCCAUUGGUGUGUGUAUGGUCCGUCUACCCCUACCUCUGCCUGGUCGAGCAGCUUCUGCAGCUUCUCAAAAGCGAUCUCUGUGUUGGCAAUCGCCGACGAAGUAUCUGCGGCCAUUCAACGCAACCAACAUGAUGCCUGCCUGCUCGCGUGCAAAGACGAGCUGGCCGUGUGCUCGUCUCAUGGUAUUUUGUCGUCGAGUCACCUCCUGCAGUGAUCAUGAGGUCGCCUUCCUUGGUCAGCUUCGAAGCACACGACUUGCUGCAUCCAUUGACCCAACCACAGCAGUGCACGAGAAUCCACAUGUUGAGAUCGACUGCUGCCUUCCUUGCUUCCACCCGUCCGCCCAGGAUCCAUACUCACAGGAGUCGUUCCCGUAUCUUGUCAGGUAUCCAGUCAGCCGUCUUCAGGUUGAACCGUAACCGCACUUUCGUGUCAGACUGCAGCAUCCAGCCAACCACACACAAACACAUGAAACACAUCAACAUGCCUGUAUGUCUGUGUCUCUCUGGAUGGGAUUUUUGCAUUGGCCGAGCACCUCGUGAGUCCACGUACCGUGUUGACGCUCUGCCCUCCCGGGCCUGAGUUGCGCAGAAAGACCCUGUCGAUCUUGUUCCGCGGAAUCACAAUGCCGUGCCGCACACCGAAACGGCACCAGCCAAGGUGGCCAGCCGCUGCUGGCGGCAGGAGCGAAGGCCAACAAGCAGAUGCCAGCGACCUCCUCCUCCCCUCUUCAGGCCUCCUUGGACAUGCAGAAUCAGAUGCAGUGGCGCUCAUGUGCCGACAGAUCGAAGAUGCCUGAAUCCUCGUUGAGGCAAUACGGGCAGCAGAGGCAGCAGAGGGCAUCUGGAG